AGCUUUAAUCUCGCUAAACGGCCAGCACUGUCGUCAUUUAAUGCACGUGCGGCAAAUCAACAAUAAACAAGAAUGAGCGACUUUAACAAAUAUUGCGAAGAAGCUGCGAAGGAGGCGCUGCCCGACUCUGAAGACGAGGAAGACAUCGGCGACGAGGACACUUGUAGCGCACAGGAUCUUGCCACCGAAUUCCAGCUGAAGUACAAGCCGCAGGACGAAGUCAGCGUGUCCUUGCAGCGUGAAUAUGUUCUUAGCCUGGCCGCAGAUCAGGAAUUCUCCCGGAUGGCCGCUGGACUGUCCAAUUCAGCUGUGCAUAUCUACAAUUUGGAUUCGGGCGCCGGGAAACUGGAGAACUUUAGCUACCUGCCUCCCACAGACUCGCCGCAGCACGUAAGCAUCUGUGGCGUCCGCUUCCUCGACGAGGGACCAUACAACAUCCUGGUGGGCACCACCGAUGGCUACGUGCGCCUCUACGAUCUGCGGCUAAGGGGCGAACAGGCGCGGUUCAAGUACACGCAGCACCCUAAUGUGCCUCCGGUGCCCAAGUCGCUUUCGUGCUUCGACAGGAACGCCAACGGCCGGAUUAUUUGCUGCGGCACCGAACAGUUUCACAGCAACGCGUUCCUGGUGUUCUUCGAUGUUCGGGAGCGCCAGCAGAUGGGCGUCUACUUCGAAAGCCAUGAGGACGAUAUCACCUCGUUGCGGUUCCAUGCUCAGAAUCCAGACCUUCUGGCCACAGGCAGUGUGGACGGGCUAGUAAACGUGUUCGAUGUGAAGGAGCCAGACGAGGAUGAAGCACUGCUUAACACCUUCAACACGGAGAGCAGUGUGUACCGGUUGGCGUGGCACAAAAACGUCUACGACAAAGACAUAAUAUCCUGCGUCACGACAACUGGCGAUUUCAAGAGCUACGAGUGCGAGGAGGGCGACGAGGUGGCGUCCUUUGAGCGGCCGGAUGUCACGGCGGCUAUAAGGAGAAAAAAGGCCGCAAACUUCAACCUGAUAAAUGCCCACAAUCAGGAAGACGGAGGAGUCUUUCUGCUGGCGGGCACCAACUUCAACAAGGGAGAGAUCCUGCGCUCCGUUAGCGUUACCUCGAAGAACAGCCUCCAGCCAUUGGCCAAUUUCCAGGGCAACAAGCAGAUCGUCAGAGAUAGUCUUUUCGAUUCGAAGAGAAGUUUACUUUUUACAGGCGGAGAAUCCGGCAUUGUUACGGUUUGGACACAGGACACAAGUGGAACGGCGGUCAGCAGUGAAAAACUAAAGGCCAAGAAGGAGAAGAAGUCGCGCAAGCAAGCGCCAUAUUAAAUGUGUAUUUAUGUUUUAAAUAAAGGUUUUUUAAAUA
This is a messenger RNA of Drosophila sechellia, 1345 nucleotides long. RefSeq names its product WD repeat-containing protein 89. NCBI's taxonomy places the organism in Eukaryota, Metazoa, Arthropoda, Insecta, Diptera, Drosophilidae. Gene Ontology annotation, molecular function: protein binding. The coding region runs from base 73 to 1308 and encodes 411 amino acids. The transcript has 3 exons. The record is from RefSeq and is a predicted model, not a curated record.